AUACAGCUGCCGAGCCGCUCCCUUGUGACGGUGCCUCGCCUUGUCUCCGCUGCGCAGGGACUCCUCUCUCCAGCGGAUCAGUGCGCACAGGUAACAAACUACCGGAAAUAAGGGAACGAGGUGCGGAUCAGGUGAAGGAGAGAGAGAGGGAGAGAAGAGAGAGAAGAGAGAGAGAGAGAUAAAGUAGAAGAACAGAAGAAGAGAAGCGGCAGAGGACACGAAACAUCUUCAGGGAGGAAAACAAAGACAUUUUUGUAUUUCUAUUUUUUUAGGCUUUUAUUGUCUCGCGCCCGGAGGACGUGCUUGAGCGCAGGCGGCGGGAGGACGCGGUGCGUGACUCACCAGGAGUCGCUCGAUCAACCGGAUCCAGAAAGUGAGGGCCGGCCUCUUCACAAGCCUCUGGCUCGGCUCCGGAGGAUAAGAGCGCUGAAGGACGGAGGCAGUCGCUCGAGGUGGAGCUCUUGACUUUUGGCUCUUACUCGUGUGGUGAACUGACAUACUGAAGAAGCCACUCCAGCGCCUCGGACUUCAAACUGGAUCCCUCCGGUCUUCACCAGUCCAGCGGAUGGCAUGCCGAUCCCCAGCCCAGCUGAGAGGGCGAGUCUGAAUGGCGCCCUAGUCCUUCGCCACCGCUCACCAUCUAGAUCGCUGCCCUCGCUCUCCCCCGCCCCAGCUCCUCUCUGAUCGCCCCCCCCCCCCCCCCCCCCCAUCCCACGUCUCAACAUGGAUACGCUGACCGAGGACAAAGAGGGAUGCUACCUGAACCGCUCCGUCAAGUUCUUCUACGAGGAGAGCGGCAAGAACAUCAGCGCACACUGGCGCGACCGUGACUAUUUGAUCGUCUCUAUGGGAAUGGCCGUCUGCUUCAUCGUGAUCUUUUCCAACCUUCUGGUCAUUGGGGCCAUUCUAAAAAACAACCGCUUUCACUUUCCCAUCUACUACCUGUUGGGAAAUCUGGCUUUGUCAGACCUCUUCUCAGGUGUCUCCUACCUCCACCUGAUGUUCCACACUGGUCCCUGGACCAUCAAACUGUCCAAGAACCAGUGGUUUGUGCGACAGGGGCUGAUCGACACCAGUCUGACGGCCUCGGUCCUCAACCUGCUGGCCGUGGCCGUGGAGCGUCACCAGACCAUCUUCAACAUGCAGCUGCACAGCAAGAUGAGCAAGCGGCGGGUCUUCAUCAUCAUGGUGUGCAUAUGGCUGGUGGCCAUCGUCAUGGGCCUGGUGCCCACCAUGGGCUGGCACUGCCUCUGCGACCUGCCCAACUGCUCCACCAUGGCGCCGCUGUACAGCCGCAGCUACCUGGUGUUCUGGGGCGUCCUCAACCUCCUGACCUUCUCCAUCAUGGUGGCCGUCUACACCCGCAUCUUUCUCUACGUCAGGCACAAGAGCAAGCAGAUGUCCCAGCACACGUCCCAGAUGAGACACCGAGAGACGGUGUUCAACCUGAUGAAGACCGUGUCCAUGAUCCUGGGCUGUUUUGUGAUGUGCUGGACGCCCGGCCUGGUGGUGCUGCUGCUCGACGGCGUGGGCUGCGAGAGUUGUAACGUGCUGGGCUUCGAGAAGUACUUCCUGGUGCUGGCCGAGUGCAACUCCUUCGUCAACCCCAUCAUCUACUGCUUCAGGGACAACGAGAUGCGGAGGACCUUCAAGCAGAUCCUGUGCUUCCCGUGUCGGCGUGGCAGGAACCCCCAGGACGCCUCUGGGACUCACUUUAACACCCUGGACCACGAGACCUACAAGUCUCGUUCUGAGAUGCCGACACAGAAGGGCAACGGGACGCGUCUCCUCCACCACGGCCCGGAAGACGCACCUACCUCCUCGGGUAAUGGUAACUGGAGUUAAAACUUAAACAACGGUGAACUUUCAACAGACAGAGAGAGAGAGAGAGAGAGAGAGAGAGGACGUGUACCAGCAAAUCUGCCGAUCUGUGUGCGCUCACAUAAACAAACCUCCCAGUCUGUUCCUCCUCAGGCGACAGGCUGUUUAUUCUGUGUGUUGAAUCUCUACGUCUGCUGCCGGCGGAGAAUUUGUUUGGAUAAUGUCUUUGUUAGAGAAAGACAAAAGAAAACUGAUCAGCUUUCUAAUAUCAGGGGCUCCUUCCUGCUCCCGUUGCUGAAGCUUUUACACAACAUGGCGGGGGGGGGGGGACUGACAUUUCCUGUUUGGACGUAAACAACCUGCCAGGUCCCCCCCCCCCCCCCACACAAACCCUGACAGGACGGUGGUGGAAGGCGACACUAACAUCCGCUGAACAACUGGAACAUGUCGGCACAGAUGGAACGUCUCCCAGUAGAAGAAUGUGGAGUUACAAGGCCGGCUGCAGGCGGCGUCAUGUUUAAUGUCAGUUACCAGUUUAUUAGGUACACCUGACUAGAACCACUGCAGGCCCGUCGCAGCGCUGGCGACCCCUAGUGGUCGGAGACGUUUCGUUUUUCUGCUGUCCCACCGUCCAAGUCUUGUGUGAACAGGAUAUUUCAAGACCGCCUUGAGGGAGUUUCUUCACAUUUGGUACAAACGUUCAUUUGGACACGAGGAUGAACUGAUUUAGAUGUUGGUGGUCACAGGUCAAUGUCACUGUGAGCACACAAAACCAUUUUUCUUUUUGCCUUGUGAACACAGUAUCGUAAUAAAGCCUUGAGAGAAUCUUGUAAAAUUGUCCUCAAACGUUCACUUUGACUCACAGAGUAACUGAUUAGAUUUGGAUGCUCAAAGGUCAAAGGUCAAGGUCUCACCACACAUGUUUUUUGCGUGGGGAUUUUCUUCAUAUGUUCACCAGCUGUCACUUGGACUCGAAGGUGAACUGAUCCGAUUUCAGUGGUGAAAGGUUUCAGUGACCUCAUGUUGUGAAUGUGACGUGACAUUGAACACCCGGAGCUGCACUGGUUGGCAGAGACAUAACCAAUCAUUUUACUGGUAAAUAUUUAAAGGUAAUGUGGAUUCAUCGUAAUCAUAAUUUUGGAGGCUGUAGUUUGUGGUGCUGCGAUGCACAGGGAGGUGUUUUCCAGUUAUCCUGCCCUCGUUGUUUUAAAUACAGCGAAUCUAUAAUCUAUUCAAGCUAUAAAUGAUAGAAAUCCCACUGCAGUAUAAGCCAAUAAAUUAACUUCAGUCUCCAGAGCGAUUACACGGUUAUAAAGUUAAUAUAAACUAAAUUCUUCUUACUUCUUGCAGGAGGGUUUAACUGUUGGUUUCGCUUAUAAACCGAAACCAGUGUGUAUAAAUUCAGUGGAGAUCAGGUUUCAUGUGCACAAAGUCUCUGAGGCUCAUAGAAGAGAUGCUCUAUAUACACAGUACUUUUAUGAAGGGGAUUUUAUAAAGGGAGUUAACGGACGUAUUUGUUAAUGGUUGAUUGAAUCCUUGACGUCACUGAUUACUCAUAGUCUCAUAGAACAUGUGGGUUGCCAGGUUGUGUAGCUUGCUCAGUGGUUUCAACCAAACCUACAUUCAAGCAGGAAAAACCCGUCUUAACGAGUUCUGCUUCGUCCAAAUUUUAUUUUAUUUGUUCUACGAAACUAAACUCAUCAGUAGUGGCACUAAUGUCAUUACGUAAACAUUAUUCAGUUUCAUUGUUAAAACCGUUAAAUUGAAGACCUCUAAAACUAAAAGUUAGAGGAAAAAAACUUAUAAAGAUGAAAAUGUAAAGUCUGGAAACCAAACAUAUUCAUAUUAAUGUUUUAUAAGAAAUCUAAAAAGCACCAUAUCAUGAUUUGUCUUGUAAAGUUUAAACUUAUCUUUUUCAGAAAGUGGUUCCUAGAGCCCACUGAUCAUUUCUUCUCUAACAAAUAUGAUAAAUCUUCUCAGUCUUAUGAUUCUGGCUUAAUUGUAAUUUAAGAGUUUGGCACUUAUGUUGGUUUUACAUCUCCUGAUGUUAUUAUCAAGGAUUUAUUUUUUUAUUUCAUAUAUUAUAUCAGAUGAGAUUGUGUUUGUGCCAUUUAUACACAAUGUGUUUUAUAAACUGUUCCAUCCUCACAUUUUUAUUGUUGUGUUUUUGCUCUGUCCUGUAAAUCGUCUCUGAGCUGGAAAGACACAAUACGCCUUUGUUAAAUGUUUGUGAUGUAAAACUGUAUUUAUGCUCAUUUGGUGGAUAUUUCCUGCACUUAAACAGAUUCAUAUUUUUUAUUUUUCAUCAUUUACCAGCUACAAUCAUUUCCUUUUUGUAUAACGUACGACUGAGCAAACGGCAGCGAUGUGACGCUUCACGUUAAAAUGUGCUGCAGCUGAUUAAUGUCACGUAAACUGACUUCCUGUGUCUUGUUCAUGGACUGAUUCUAAAGAUGGACGACGCCUCUGCACGUCCUCGCUGUUGUAGAAACAUGAAGCCAAAAUAUCCCGAUUGCCAAAACACAUCUGUUAAUCACAAUGUUUAAUCCUGUUUAUUAUAAAAUGGUCAACUAACAUGGAGGAGAAAGGGUUUGUGACGAAUACUGCAACCGGCCACAAGGGGGCGAUCAAGAUUCCCUUUUGAGGAUCCAUCAUGUCGUCCGUCUUUGUUUUCAGUCUGUGGUCUCAAGCUCCACCGAGACGUCAUUAAAAAACCUUGAAUGUC
This is a messenger RNA of Pleuronectes platessa (European plaice), 4546 nucleotides long. Its product is annotated as lysophosphatidic acid receptor 2. The record is from RefSeq and is a predicted model, not a curated record. Gene Ontology annotation, molecular function: lysophosphatidic acid receptor activity. Bases 724 to 1845 code for a protein of 373 amino acids. Gene Ontology annotation, biological process: G protein-coupled receptor signaling pathway. The transcript is spliced from 6 exons. NCBI's taxonomy places the organism in Eukaryota, Metazoa, Chordata, Actinopteri, Pleuronectiformes, Pleuronectidae. Gene Ontology annotation, cellular component: membrane.